Molecule: messenger RNA, 2668 nt
Organism: Esox lucius (northern pike)
Lineage: Eukaryota; Metazoa; Chordata; Actinopteri; Esociformes; Esocidae
Gene: pinx1
Product: PIN2 (TERF1) interacting telomerase inhibitor 1
Exons: 7
Coding region: 83-1246 (387 amino acids)
Biological process (GO): regulation of ribosome biogenesis
Cellular component (GO): nucleolus
Molecular function (GO): nucleic acid binding; telomerase inhibitor activity
Source: RefSeq, a predicted model, not a curated record
GAAGUCAAAUUUUUUUCAGGCACUGUAAGGGCACCCUCACACGGAAAUUCGCUGAUUACGUGUGUAAAGACCUCCAUCCAGGAUGUCCAUGCUUGCAGAACCUCGCAGAAAACAGAAGUGGUCAGUGGAUCCGAGGAACAGCGCAUGGAGUAAUGAUGAGUCCAAGUUUGGCCAUAAGAUGCUGGAGCGAAUGGGAUGGUCCAAGGGGAAGGGACUGGGGAGAACCGAGCAGGGGUCGACAGAACACAUCAGAGUCAAGGUGAAGAACAACCAACUGGGCCUGGGAACCACCGCCAGCUAUGAGGACAACUGGAUCGCCCACCAAGAUGACUUCAAUCAGCUGUUGGCUGACCUGAACAGCUGCCACAGUCAAACUGCCACUAAUGAAGCCCCAUCAGAAGAGAAACAACAGGAGAAGUCUUUCAGCCUGGAAGAGAAAUCCAAGACGUCCAGGAAGAGAGUCCACUACAUGAAGUUCACCAAAGGAAAAGACCUGUCAAGUCGCAGUCAGAAUGACCUGGCCUGUAUCUUUGGGAAAAGAGGGUCCACAUCCCGGGAUCAGGAAGAGGAAUCUCAGGAUGAGAAGGAGACCAGGGCAGCUACGAAGGUCAUGACCUAUGAACCUGAUGUAGAAGCCAUUACCAAGACAGUCACCAGCAACCUGACCAUGCAAGACUACUUUGCACAGAGGAUGGCUCAGCUGAAGAAGGGUCGUGGUGAGGCCCCCACUCCAGACUCAUCACCAGAGAGUAGUGAUACAGCGCAACAGGUUUUGGCUGACAACCCACAGGAUGUCAUAUCCAAGAAGAAGAAAAAGAAGAGGAAGAGAGUGGUGGAGGAGAACGCUGACGUGGAGAGAGAAGUGGAGGAGUGUGUUGGGGAUGUGGUUUUGGAGGACCAUGUUGAAGUGACCCAGAGCCUUUCAGAGAAGAAGAAAAAGAAGAAAAAGCUGGAAAGAGUGUUGGCGUCGCCCGGACACUGCAGUGCCACCCCUGAUGUGGAGCUGAAUUGCAACGAUGACAGAACAUCUGAAAAGAAGAAAAACAAGAAGAAACAUAAAGUUCAGGCCACUGAAGCUGACCUAGUCAAUGAACACAAACCACCUGGAGAAGAAAGGGCCGAUUCAGAGGUUGUCGACAAGAAACGGCAGGAGAAAAACAGUGAUUGGAAUGAUGAGGACAAGGAGUUGAAGGUGGAAAAGAAGAAAUGUAGAAAGGACAAGAAAAAGAGAAAGAGGGUUGAAUAAGCUCUCUCUUCCUUGUAUUUUUAUGAAUUCUCAUGGAGUGCAUCCCAAAUGGAACCCUAGUCCCUAUUAAGCACACUAACCCACAGGGCUCCAGUCACAAGAAGUGAACGUUAUGGGGAGUAACAGGCGUAGGACAUUUUAUAGUUUUGUUCUGUGAAAUGAUAGCAGGCAGGUCAGUAAAUUAUGAUGCUUUGGGGCAUCUGUCAGGGAGAUAUCAUCUUCACAUCCGUAACCCAAUUUUUGUGUUAGCGUAUCAUUAGCUUUUUACUUGUUUUGAUAACAUAAAUGCUUCAGAAUGUACAAACAUUUAUGCUAAUAUGGAUUUUCAUAGAACACAACAUCAGAAUUUCACCUGUGUUCAUCAUACACGUUAUCAGUAUUUAUCCCAAAAAAACUCCAGAAACCGAUUUCUUUUUCAUUUUCAUAUUGGUUUUGGCCAACACAAUGUUGCAGUUAUCAUCUGUGAGUACAAAAAUAGUAAUUGCUGCUUUUCUUUUUAGGGUGCCAUUUGAGGACACUACCCCGUAGGACUUUGGUCUAAAGUAGUGUACUAUAUAGGGGAUAGAAUGCUGUUUGGGUUGACGUUGCUUCAGUAUGUUGGGGCUUCGUCCAACAGGAUAAUUGGGUCAUAAUGCUGUUUUUAUAGACAGUACCUCCAUUUAACCUGGGUUAAUAUUGUUCCUCUAUUUACGUGGACUUAUGCCUGUUUGGAGUGUGAAAUAGGCUGCUCUUGGUAUUUUUGGGACCAUUCCAUUGUUUCCGUUCUGCCAUUCAACCUCACUGAAACCUGGCUUUUAGUCUUAAAAAUACAACAAUACAUAAACCCAGAUUUUGCAAAAAUGAAUACUUUUUAUGGAGCCUUACCGGAACUAGGAAGGCAGAGUAUAAUUUGGUCAAGUGCUGAUUCCUCCUGAUGACCUGGUUUGUGAUGACCGCUUCAUCAGGGUCAAGGGCGGGAUCAACAAUGAGUUGUAUAGAAGUCAACUAGAUUAACAUUGAGAUGUCUUGAGUGACUCUGUCCAUACAGACUCUGUAAUGGCUAUCUAUCCAUUUCUAUGUGUAUGACACAAUGCAGAGUGCUAGACUUAGCUGUGGUUUAUUGGCCAAGCAUCAAAUACAUUAAGUGGUAUUUAUUUUCUCAUACCCAGGUUAUCAGGUCUGACUUGCCAUGGCAAUUAGCCAAUCGGCAUUCAGAACCAAUAACCACACUGUUUAUAUACUCGUUGGAUGUUCUUUUGGAGGUGUCGUAUUGUAUGGCAUAUUUUAGAGGAACAGGACAAUCUUGGGACAAACUGUCCUGAUGUAGGACAUCAGAUCGUAUAUAGAAAUGAAUUGAUAUGUGGUUGAUAUCACAAUCUGCUCUCUGUUGAGUCACAUGAAUUUAAGUGCUCUGUCCUUAUCAAUAAAUCAAACUGAAAAUGA